Aspergillus pseudoviridinutans is the source of this 702-nucleotide messenger RNA. Its product is annotated as type 1 glutamine amidotransferase domain-containing protein. The coding region runs from base 1 to 702 and encodes 233 amino acids. Gene Ontology annotation, molecular function: glyoxalase III activity. NCBI's taxonomy places the organism in Eukaryota, Fungi, Ascomycota, Eurotiomycetes, Eurotiales, Aspergillaceae. The record is from RefSeq and is a predicted model, not a curated record. The transcript has 2 exons.
AUGUCUGCUAAGCCAAAGUUCCUUUUUGUCCUCUCCUCCCAAAACAUUCUCCCCAGCCGUGGCACGCAGACCGGAUGGUACCUUCCAGAGUUGGUUCAUCCCUAUAAUAAGCUCGCUCCAUUGUUCGAGAUCGUUAUUGCAUCUCCCUGUGGUGGUGAAGCGCCGCUCGAUCCCUAUUCAGUUGAAGCAACCAAAGAAGAUCCUGAAUGUGUCUCCUUUCUCAAGGAGAAAUCAGGUGUUUGGAAGAAUACGCUGAAGCUUGACUCCCUUCUGGGCAAAUCUUCAGAGUUCACUGGGAUAUUUUACGUGGGUGGCCAUGGUCCAAUGUUUGAUCUUGCCAACGAUGUGACUUCUCAUGCCCUGAUCCGUGAAUUCUAUGAGAAUGGAAAAGUUGUUUCUGCCGUCUGCCAUGGCCCGGCUGCUCUUGUCAACGUGAAAUUGUCUGACGGUAGCUACUUGGUCGCUGGUCAGAAGGUCACUGGUCUUUCUGACGCUGAGGAGGAAUUCAUGCAAUUCACCAAGGACAUGCCGUUCCUACUGGAGUCUGAGUUACGCAAGAAAGGUGCGGUUUACGAGAAGGCCGACGACCUCUUUGGGGUAAAAGUACUUGCCAGUGGUAAGAACGGGAAGUUGAUUACUGGGCAGAACCCACCCAGUGCUACAGUGAUUGGCGAGGCUAUGAUCAAGGUCGCUGGAAUCUAA